AUGGGUGGUCGUCAAUCCGUUCCGCGCGGCCCCGACGGCCUGAAUGAGACGUCGCGCCCAACGCGCCCGCCCGGCUCCUUCAAGUUCAACGGCAGGACCAUGAUGGCCCCCCUUGCUGCCGUAACCAUGGCUAGCCUCCUCUUCGUCUACACUCGCACCUCAAUUCGCGCCGCAAAGCUCAACGCUCAGAAACAUCGAGAAGCAGACGGUGGUCAGAUAAGCUGGAAGAACGAGGCGCGUCGCCGCCACGGCCAGGCCGAUCAAGUCUCCGAAUCAUCACUGCUAAAGGAAGCCCUGUUCAGCAAGGAGCAGAUCAAGUCUAGUAGGGAUGCCCACGCCUUGUCUGCAGAGAAGCCGGCCGAUGCAGAGGCUUUGGAGAAGGCCAAGCUUGAGAGGCGAGGAUAA
Messenger RNA from Lasiodiplodia theobromae, 405 nucleotides. RefSeq lists its product as uncharacterized. Bases 1 to 405 code for a protein of 134 amino acids. NCBI's taxonomy places the organism in Eukaryota, Fungi, Ascomycota, Dothideomycetes, Botryosphaeriales, Botryosphaeriaceae. The record is from RefSeq and is a predicted model, not a curated record. The transcript has 2 exons.